AUGUUCUGCAGGCUACGAGGCCGCGUCUACUCCCUGGUCCAGACUCCACACUGUCGCUAUAGCUCUACAGCAGUUCCCGCUCGGACGUCGGAGCCUUUGCGGAUAUUGUUCUGCGGUUCUGACAAUUUCAGCAUCACAUCACUGCGCGCCGUAGCAGACGCGAAGCGGCAUGUGCCGAAACUCAUAGAGAGCAUCGAUGUAGUCCAUCGACCAGCGAAGCCUACCGGACGAGGACUGAAAAAAUUAAGAGAGGUUCCUAUCAAGCAGGUAGCUACCGAAGAGCUCAAUCUACCUACUCAUGUGAUCGACACCUUCACAGGCUGGACGCCACCCAACCCCAUAGAUGUCGUCAUCGCCGUAUCCUUCGGCCUCCUUGUCCCACCGAGGAUCCUCAACUAUGCGCAAUACGGCGGCCUGAACGUCCAUCCUUCUCUGCUGCCCGAUCUGCGUGGCCCAGCGCCCAUCGAACAUGCCAUACUGAAGAGGCGGCAGUACACCGGUGUCUCUGUGCAAACACUACAUCCAAGGCAUUUCGACCAGGGUACUAUCCUUGCCCAAACCCCCAUGCCUGGCCAUGACAUUAGCCUUUCUCGCGAUACUCCUGAUAUGGCUCGGGUUGUAGAGCAACAGCUUGCCACUGCCGGGGCAGAAAUGCUGGUAGAGGUCUUGAAGCAACGCAAAUUUGUGCCUCCGCACGAGCCCGUCGGAUGGUACGCACACUCCAACGGUCCAAUUGACCACGCACCAAAGAUCACCAAGCAAGAUCGCUAUGUUGAUUUCGAAAAACAUACCGCGGCAGACGUCAUUGCCAAAUGGAACGCACUUGGCGACCUGUGGUGUCUGCUACCCACGGGUGAGCGGCUGAUACUACACGACGUGCUUGAUCCAAUGCUACCAGACGAUGAUGAGUAUGUCACGAUGAAACCGGGACUCUUUGUGGAUUCAGAGUUGAAGGGCUUGCUCUGGUUUAGAGGAGCGUGUGGUAAAAUGGGAAAUGUGCUCAGUAGCACAUUAGAAGGGGGCAAGAAGGGACAAGGGAAUGCGAAGUUGCUACAACUGUUCGGUCCCCCAAGAAAUUCAAGUGUGGGAGAUAUGCCUUUAAUGCGUCCUUUACACAGGGUUAUCUGA
Molecule: messenger RNA, 1128 nt
Organism: Alternaria burnsii
Lineage: Eukaryota; Fungi; Ascomycota; Dothideomycetes; Pleosporales; Pleosporaceae
Product: methionyl-trna formyltransferase
Exons: 2
Coding region: 1-1128 (375 amino acids)
Biological process (GO): conversion of methionyl-tRNA to N-formyl-methionyl-tRNA; biosynthetic process
Cellular component (GO): mitochondrion
Molecular function (GO): methionyl-tRNA formyltransferase activity
Source: RefSeq, a predicted model, not a curated record